AUGGUCACUCGAGAUGGCAGACCAAUGUCAUUAGAAUAGGUCUAUUUGAGAGGCAGUUAGAUUAGAUUUGUUGUGAUUCCAGAUGUGUUUAAAUAUGCGCCUAUGUUUAAGAAGAUCAGAGCCAAUGCCAAGAGCAAGAACAUGCAAUAAAUAAGAGAAAAGGCCAGAUAAGUGAGAGAGGAGUUGGUGCCUCGUAUCAAGUAGGGUUUGGAGUAGUAGAAGAAAUGAUAAAUAAAUAUCAAUUGUAAUUUUAAGUUUAAAUAAUAAAUU
Messenger RNA from Paramecium tetraurelia, 270 nucleotides. RefSeq lists its product as uncharacterized. NCBI's taxonomy places the organism in Eukaryota, Ciliophora, Oligohymenophorea, Peniculida, Parameciidae. The transcript has 2 exons. Gene Ontology annotation, cellular component: SMN-Sm protein complex; U4 snRNP; U1 snRNP. Gene Ontology annotation, molecular function: RNA binding. The record is from RefSeq and is a predicted model, not a curated record. Gene Ontology annotation, biological process: spliceosomal snRNP assembly; RNA processing.